Molecule: messenger RNA, 1602 nt
Organism: Amoebophrya sp. A120
Lineage: Eukaryota; Dinophyceae; Syndiniales; Amoebophryaceae
Source: the annotation of a GenBank genome assembly
CUCCAGGACCUCAUCAGUAAUGACUUGUUUUUUGGACAGCACUAUUUGUCUAUUAGCAAUUGGUGAAUGAAUCUCCCUCAGUCAAGUAGAUCUACCUUUACCUCAAGAUCCGUGUAUUUUUCUAGACUACCCGGGAAGUACAAGUAGCUUCUCACGGCACCCACCCAGUUUUCCCUUUCCCAGCGACUCGAAACAUUUUGAUUUACUUUUUCAUUCGUUCCCCCGAAAACUAGAAUAUGACCCCACCGCCGACCGUUACCGCAUCGCUUCCCAGCGUGGAGGCGACCGAGGCCCUCGGGGCGCUCCUGGCCUCCAAGUCCCGGAAAGGCGACAUUUUCUUUCUCCACGGCGAGCUCGGCGCGGGCAAGACGGCGCUGUCGCGAGGCUUUCUCCGGUACUUUUUCCAGAACGCGCAGCUCGACGUGCCCAGUCCGACGUAUUUGUUGCACUUCGUGUACCAACAGGACGCUCCUGAAGAAGGAAAAAAGUUGACGGAGGAGGAAGUGGUGGGAACAACGCAAGACCACUCUAUGUCUACGCACUCUUCAGACGACACGAAGGAGAUCUUGAAGAAAACUUCGGCGACUACUACCCGUACAAGCGACAGCACGAAGAUGGACCAUGUCCAGCAAGAACAGCUACCCCCCAGCACGAGGCCGACGCAGGAGCGGCCUUGCCAGCAACAUCCAGAGAAGAAGAUCGUCUUCAAGGCGUCCCGGUUCGCGCACAUUCCGAACUGCUCGGUGAACCACCUGGACCCCUACCGGCUCCCGGCGGGCAGGAUCGCGGGACUGGUGGACUUUGAGAAAAUUUUCCGCGAUGACGUCUGCCUGAUCGAGUGGCCGGAGCGGCUCGGGACGGCGAUCAAAGUGCCCCACGAGCGCGUGUUGCACGUCUACCUGUCCGGCGUCGGCGUGCAGGCGGAGGCACGGGAGGCGAAACUGGUGCCGGAGAGUGUGGACAAGGAGAACGAUGUUGCGUGGGACGCGCGACUCAAGGACUUUGCGCUGGUGGUGUCAGGCGCGGAUGGAGCCGCGCGGGGGCGGCACCACGUGAGCCCGUCGCUGCUGAGUGAGUUCUUCAUCGGGAAAGCGUUGGGCGGUGGGAGUAGUUCUUCCUGCACCGAUUUUAUGACGAAUAACGACACGGAGUCCACGGUGGACCAGAGCCCGCAGAGCAGCGAACAAGAUAAUGCUGUUGACCGCAGUGGCGACAAGGAAAAUGAAAAUCGUGCAAAAUCUCCAGUUCCAGAUCACGCCCUUGGGACUCGCGCUGGCGAAGCUACCCGUCGAUAUUCGGCUCGGGAAAAUGCUGUUGCUGGGCAAGAUUUUCGGCGGGUCGGAGUACUUACUGAACACAGUCUCCGCGCUAUCCAAGAAAAAAACUGUGUUAGUGUAAGUCUUUUGGGAAAACAGCAUCACAAGUUUGCUUGCCAUGACAGGACAAACUUGUUAUGCGCAGAUACAAAGGGAAAACACAUAGGAAGCGAGCCGGUCAUGCAUGUCGAGCAUGACAAGUGUACCUGUUUGGGAUUUUCUGCAUCACAGAUUUACACUUACACAGUUUUUUUCUUGCAUACGCACUGUCCAUCGCGUCAAGUAA